GUUGGGUUGUUGGGGAUCCAAAUGAUUUGGACAAGAGACUCAGAAGAAGCUUUGACUAAUGCCAGGUAUGAUAAAAAAAUUAUGCGAAAGACGAACCAGUUUUUCCUGGAUCUUCUAAACAUGCUGAUAGAUAUGACAACAAAAGACCUUAGCCCAGUCGAGCGAGUUAAAUACGAGACAUUAAUCACUAUCCAUGUGCAUCAGAGGGACAUUUUUGAUGAUCUGUGUUGCAUGCAUAUCAAGAGCCCUACAGACUUCGAGUGGCUGAAACAGUGUAGAUUUUAUUUUAAUGAAGACUCUGAUAAAAUGAUGAUUAAGAUCACUGAUGUGGGUUUCACAUACCAGAAUGAAUUCUUGGGCUGUACUGACAGGCUUGUCAUAACGCCUCUUACAGACAGAUGUUACAUCACUUUGGCUCAAGCUUUAGGCAUGAACAUGGGUGGAGCACCUGUGGGACCUGCAGGAACUGGAAAAACUGAAACCAUCAAAGACAUGGGACGGUGCCUUGGAAAAUACGUAGUGGUCUUCAACUGCUCAGACCAGAUGGAUUUCCGAGGACUUGGGAGGAUCUUCAAAGGUCUUGCUCAGUCUGGCUCCUGGGGUUGCUUUGAUGAAUUCAAUCGUAUUGAUUUACCAGUACUAUCAGUAGCUGCACAGCAAAUUGCAAUUGUGUUGACAUGUAAGAAGGAACGUAAAAAAAGCUUUAUUUUUACUGAUGGAGAUAAUGUGGAAAUGAACCCAGAAUUUGGCAUCUUUCUUACUAUGAAUCCAGGAUAUGCUGGACGGCAGGAACUUCCUGAAAACUUGAAGAUCAACUUCCGUUCGGUGGCUAUGAUGGUUCCUGAUCGUCAAAUCAUAAUUCGUGUCAAAUUGGCUAGUUGCGGUUUCAUUGCUAAUGUUGUAUUGGCAAGGAAAUUCUUUACACUGUACAAGCUGUGUGAAGAACAACUGUCAAAGCAGGUGCAUUAUGAUUUUGGCUUGCGGAAUAUAUUGUCAGUGCUACGUACAUUAGGAGCAGCAAAAAGAGCAAAUCCCACAGAUACUGAAUCUACUAUUGUCAUGCGUGUGCUGAGAGACAUGAACCUGUCUAAACUGAUUGAUGAAGAUGAACCCUUAUUCCUGAGUCUAAUUGAAGAUCUGUUUCCAGAUAUCCAUCUUGAUAAAGUAGGCUAUCCUGAACUGGAAGCUGCCAUUGACAAACGGGUGGAGGAAGCUGGACUUGUGUGUCAUCCUCCUUGGAAACUGAAAGUUAUCCAACUUUUUGAAACCCAACAAGUAAGGCAUGGAUUGAUGACACUAGGACCUAGUGGUGCAGGAAAAACUGUUUGCAUCCACACUCUGAUGAAAGCCAUGACAGAUUGUGGACAGCCACAUCGUGAAAUGAGAAUGAAUCCUAAAGCUAUAACUGCUCCGCAAAUGUUUGGUCGUCUCGAUGUGGCAACAAAUGAUUGGACAGAUGGAAUAUUUUCAACACUCUGGAGAAAAACUUUAAGAGCCAAGAAAGGUGACCACAUCUGGAUAGUUCUUGAUGGUCCAGUUGAUGCUAUUUGGAUUGAGAACCUUAAUUCUGUCCUGGAUGACAACAGAACUCUAACGCUAGCAAAUGGAGAUCGGAUACCUAUGGCACCGAAUUGCAAAAUAGUCUUUGAACCUCAUAGUAUUGAUAAUGCUUCUCCAGCAACAGUUUCAAGAAAUGGGAUGGGAUUUUUGAAAAGACGUUCCUUCCAAGAAGCUGAAAUUCUACAUCAGCUAUAUUCUUCGUCAUUCCCAGAUUUAUACCGCUUCAGCAUUCAGUCUCUGCAAUACAAGACUGAGAUGUUGGAAGCCUUUGUGAUUAUGCAGAGCAUUAAUAUGCUGCAGGGCCUUAUCCCACCUAAGGAGCAAGGAUGGGAACUGACUCCAAAAUACUUGGAAAGGCUGUACAUCUUCUCUCUUAUGUGGAGUGUAGGAGCGUUAUUAGAACUGGAAGACAGAUGCAAAAUGGAGCACUGGCUUCGAAACCAUGCAACAAUAAAACUUGAUCUUCCCUGUAUCCCAGAAGGCAGUGAAGAUACCAUGUUUGAUUAUUAUGUGGCAUCUGACGGUAAAUGGAUGCACUGGAAUACACGUGUUGAAGAGUAUGUCUAUCCCAGUAACAGCACUCCAGAGUAUGGCUCCAUUCUUGUGCCUAAUGUUGACAAUGUGAGAAUGGAUUUCCUUAUUGAAACCAUCGCGAAACAGGGCAAGGCUGUCCUACUAAUUGGUGAGCAAGGAACUGCAAAGACUGUUAUCAUCAAAGGUUUUAUGUCAAAAUAUAACCCUGAAAGCCACAUGGCUAAGAGUUUGAAUUUUUCAUCUGCAACUACCCCAUUAAUUUUCCAGCGUACAAUAGAAAGUUACGUGGACAAGCGCAUGGGCACAACUUAUGGUCCGCCUGCGGGCAAAAAGAUGACAGUCUUCAUUGAUGAUGUGAAUAUGCCCAUAAUAAAUGAGUGGGGAGAUCAGGUCACUAAUGAGAUAGUUAGGCAGCUGAUGGAACAGAAUGGACUGUAUAACCUGGAAAAGCCUGGUGAAUUUACCAACAUUGUGGACAUUCAGUUUUUGGCUGCCAUGAUCCACCCUGGGGGAGGUCGCAAUGACAUUCCACAGAGGCUCAAGAGACAAUUUUCUGUGUUCAACUGUACUCUGCCUUCUAAUUCUUCCAUUGACAAAAUUUUUGGUGUAAUUGGAGAAGGGCACUAUUGUAGUGAGCGGGGAUUUUCAGAAGAUGUGAAGAAAACAGUAGCCAAAUUGGUUCCACUGACACGCAGGCUAUGGCAGAUUACCAAGUUAAAAAUGUUGCCCACACCAGCCAAGUUCCAUUAUGUCUUCAACCUUCGAGACCUCUCAAGGAUUUGGCAAGGAAUGCUGAACACUACAUCAGAAGUGAUCAAUGAACCAAAGGUACUGAUAAAACUGUGGAAGCAUGAAUGUAAGUGCGUUAUCGCUGAUCGUUUCACAGCCUCAGAAGAUGUAAACUGGUUUGAUGCAGCUGUGGCAAAACUCAUUGAGGAGGAAUUUGAAGAAACAAAAGCUUUCCUGGAUCCUGAAAUUGAUGCAUUCUUUGUUGACUUCUUAAGGGAUGCACCUGAAAGAACUG
Molecule: messenger RNA, 3118 nt
Organism: Pelecanus crispus (Dalmatian pelican)
Lineage: Eukaryota; Metazoa; Chordata; Aves; Pelecaniformes; Pelecanidae
Source: RefSeq, a predicted model, not a curated record